GGCGCGGGGCCGGGAGGCUGGGCGCGCAGGGCGAGGGCGGCGGCGGCGGUGUAGACUGCACCAUGUCGUACCCUGGCGCGGGCGGCGGGUACUACCCAGGCGGGUAUGGAGGGGCCCCUGGAGGGCCAGCAUUUCCCGGACAAACCCAGGAUCCGCUAUAUGGUUACUUUGCAGCUGUGGCUGGACAGGAUGGGCAAAUAGAUGCUGAUGAACUGCAGAGAUGUCUGACACAGUCUGGCAUUGCAGGUGGAUACAAACCUUUUAACCUGGAGACUUGUCGGCUUAUGGUUUCAAUGCUGGAUAGAGAUAUGUCUGGCACAAUGGGUUUCAAUGAAUUUAAAGAACUCUGGUCUGUACUGAAUGGCUGGAGACAACACUUCAUCAGUUUUGACAGCGAUAGGAGUGGAACGGUGGAUCCUCAAGAACUGCAGAAGGCCCUGACAACAAUGGGAUUUAGGUUGAGUCCCCAGGCUGUGAAUUCAAUUGCAAAACGAUACAGCACCAAUGGAAAGAUUACCUUCGAUGACUACAUUGCCUGCUGCGUCAAACUGAGGGCUCUCACAGACAGCUUUCGAAGACGGGAUACUGCUCAGCAAGGUGUUGUGAAUUUCCCGUAUGAUGAUUUCAUUCAAUGUGUCAUGAGUGUUUAAAUCAAGAAGCUGCGUGAAUAUAACAAACAUUCCAACUGGAGUUCUCCUUCGCCCUUACUCUUUGCCUUCAGUAAUGUGUGUAAACUUGCAUUGCCACUUUCCCUUAACUGCUAGUGUAAAGGUUUAUUACUUUAUGUACAACUGAAGUUUUGUUGUUAGUUUUGAUAAUAAAUUCUUUGAAACUUUAA
Molecule: messenger RNA, 838 nt
Organism: Propithecus coquereli (Coquerel's sifaka)
Lineage: Eukaryota; Metazoa; Chordata; Mammalia; Primates; Indriidae
Gene: SRI
Product: sorcin
Exons: 8
Coding region: 63-650 (195 amino acids)
Molecular function (GO): calcium ion binding
Source: RefSeq, a predicted model, not a curated record